This is a messenger RNA of Radiomyces spectabilis, 492 nucleotides long. RefSeq lists its product as uncharacterized. Bases 188 to 355 code for a protein of 55 amino acids. The transcript has a single exon. Lineage: Eukaryota; Fungi; Mucoromycota; Mucoromycetes; Mucorales; Radiomycetaceae. The record is from RefSeq and is a predicted model, not a curated record.
AUAAACCAUGCACGGUAAGUACUACCUCUUUUGAAUACUUGCUGUUUUGUUUCGUUUAGCUUUUUUUCUCUUUCUGUUGGUUUACAACAUGCGCUGUUCAUCAAUGCCUUGCGCGUACCUUGCGUCCCCCUUUUUCUUUAAUGCCAUUUCAUCCCAUCGAGUUAUGGAUUAGACUUCGACCGACGGCAUGGACUCCUUAUCUUAUUAUACUUUCUUUUUACCGUGCCAUUUUCUUCUUGCAAUGGUUCCUUUCCAUGGCAUUGAUGUACCUUUAUUUUUUCUUCAUUCUACGUUUGUCAUGGCUCAGCAUGGCUGCUUGGCGACUCUAUUGUUUAUUACCUUUAUUUUUGUGUAAUACCCCUUUGCUGCAUAAACAGAGUGUCUGUGUUUUCAUGUACCAAGGGGGGAAAUAUGGUGAUGAUACGAUAUCAGCUUUAUUAACGAGAACACUGUGGUUGAUAGACGACGAGCAACUGCUCGCAAAGAGAUCAG